Molecule: messenger RNA, 1066 nt
Organism: Protopolystoma xenopodis
Lineage: Eukaryota; Metazoa; Platyhelminthes; Monogenea; Polystomatidea; Polystomatidae
Source: the annotation of a GenBank genome assembly
AUCUAAGCUGGGGGAAUUGAGCAUCCUGCCCAGAGAAAUGAUCCUUCUCUCACCUUGCCUAUAUCAGUUGCCUCAUCUACAUUUCGGGCUAAAAGACAAAGAGACUCGCUUCAGAAUGCGUUACCUGGAUCUUAUAAUGAAUGCUGAUGUCAGGAGCAGGUUUAAAGUACGGGCUCGUAUCAUUAACUAUGUCAGAAGAUUUCUUGAUGGAAUUGGUUUUCUUGAAGUUGAGACACCAAUGAUGAGCAGAAUUGGUGGGGGUGCAACUGCUAAGCCAUUUUUGACACAUCACAACGACUUGGACACGGACCUGUUCCUCCGAGUUGCCCCUGAACUCUACUUAAAAAUGCUUGUUGUUGGUGGUUUUAAUCGUGUAUAUGAGCUUGGACGAGUCUUCAGAAAUGAAAGCAUUGAUCUUACGCACAAUCCCGAAUUUACCAUGUGUGAAUUUUAUAUGGCUUAUGCAGAUUACAACGAUCUCAUGACCAUCAUUGAGGAUCUUCUUUCUGGUAUGGUCCUUGAGUUGUUUGGCACCUACAAAUUGUCAUACAAUCCCGAAGGUGACUCUAUGAGCUCGGUCGAAGUUGAUUUUACUCCACCUUUUCGUCGAAUUGAUAUGUAUUCUGGAUUGGAAAAGGCUCUUAAUCUAACGUUACCACUACCAGAUCAACUUCAUACUGAAGAGGCUCGUCUUCAAUUAGAUGAAAUUUGCACGCUUAAGGGUAUUGAAUGUCCAGCUCCGAGGACUUCAGCUAGACUUUUAGACAAGCUUUCUGGUGAAUUACUGGAAUCUUCUUGCAUCAAUCCGACUUUCGUGUUGAAUCAUCCUCAAGUCAUGAGCCCUCUCUCCAAAUGGCAUCGCUCUCAAUCUGGUCUGGCGGAGCGUUUCGAAUUGUUCCUUCUGUCUAAAGAAGUUGUCAAUGCCUACACUGAACUGAAUGAUCCAUUUGUGCAAAGGGAACGCUUCGAGGAACAGAUUAAGGUCAGUAUUUCUACUUUUACUCGUACACCUUUGUGUGUGUGCAUUCCAAAUAGUAGAAUCCCAAGUUUUGGUUAUCUUAUUUAA